Aspergillus candidus is the source of this 3549-nucleotide messenger RNA. RefSeq names its product putative NF-X1 finger transcription factor. Bases 1 to 3549 code for a protein of 1182 amino acids. The record is from RefSeq and is a predicted model, not a curated record. Gene Ontology annotation, cellular component: nucleus. NCBI's taxonomy places the organism in Eukaryota, Fungi, Ascomycota, Eurotiomycetes, Eurotiales, Aspergillaceae. Gene Ontology annotation, biological process: negative regulation of transcription by RNA polymerase II. Gene Ontology annotation, molecular function: DNA-binding transcription factor activity, RNA polymerase II-specific; RNA polymerase II transcription regulatory region sequence-specific DNA binding; zinc ion binding. The transcript has a single exon.
AUGGCAGACGCCCCAGUGGCCAUCCCAGACGGGAGCGCCCCCCGCCCGAGAAAUCCCCGCCGAGGAGGCAGAGGGCGCGGCAAUCGUGGCGCGCCACGACAGACGCAGACACGAACGGACUCGCAGCCGCAGUCACAACCGCCAUCACAGCCACAGCCACCACCGGAGACUCGCGCGCAGCAGACACCCCCCACCGGAAACGAUGAAACCCGUCCCCGCCGAGGUCCCAAAACGGGAGGGCGCAGAGGAGGCGCAGGAGGAGGAGGAGGUCGUGGGGGAGGCGCUCCCUCCGAGAGUGGUCGUAAUCGUCGUCAAGGACGUGCUCACGACACUGAUAUGGGAGGUUUGAACACCGGGCGAAGGUUCCAAGGCCGGCUGACGCGGCCGGAUCGUGUGGCGGGGGCGGAAGCGGAAGAAGGCGCUGAACAACAAUCACAAGAAAACGGCGUGCCGGAGGGUUUGAGGGCUGAUGCGCCGACUUUCGUACCCGGCGGGACGCCAAACGGAGACACCCCGACGGGCCCCCGGGAGAAAUCCGCGAGUGCGUCCAAAGGGAAAUCCAAGGCGAAGGUGAAAAACCCGCCGCCGCCGCCCAAGGUGACGACGAAAUCAACGGCGCCGGAUAUCGCCACCCGCAUCCACGAAGACAUCGCUCACACGCUCUACGAAUGUCCGAUCUGCACGGGGGAACUGGGGCGGAGAUCGCGGGUGUGGUCGUGUGGACUGUGCUGGACUGUCUUUCAUUUGAGCUGUGUCAAGAAGUGGUCGCAGAAUGAAGGCGCAGCGGCGCAGGAUGCGGCCCGUCGGCGGGGUGAGGAGGGUGACUCCCAGCAGCCACGCGCCUGGCGAUGUCCCGGUUGCAACUUGGCGCAGGAGGUCUUCCCCUCGAGCUACACGUGCUGGUGCGAGAAAGAGGUUGACCCCCGUCCGCUGCCCGGUCUUCCGCCGCACUCGUGUGGGCAGACUUGCUCGCGAUUGCGCAAGGGCUGCCCGCACCCGUGCGAUGCUACCUGCCACGCGGGUCCGUGUACCCCCUGUACGGCGAUGGGCCCGACGCAGGAUUGCUUCUGUGGGAGGAAUUCGACUACCAAGCGCUGUCGAGACACCGACUACGAUAACGGCUGGAGCUGUGGCGAGAUCUGUGGGGACCUGUUGCCCUGCGGGGAGCACACAUGCUCUCGGCCGUGCCACGAGGGUCUCUGCGGGGCGUGCGAGGUGAAGGUCGAAGCUCGUUGCUACUGCGGGAAGGCGGAGACGGAGAUGCUGUGUAGCUCCAAGGACGAGGAGAUGGACAGCGAGGUGCAGCGCGACGGGCAUAUCGAGCAGUGGACGGGCUGUUUUGCCUGCGGAGAGCAGUGCAAUCGGCCGUUCGACUGUGGCGUCCACUUCUGCCAGAAGAGCUGCCACCCGCAAGACGCGGAACCCGCCCAUUGUCCGCGGUCGCCGGACGUCGUCCUCGACUGCCCCUGCGGGAAGACCCCGCUGGACCAGACUCCCGGUUAUACGCCGCGGACGUCGUGCGAGGACCCGAUCCCGAACUGCCUCGAGGCCUGUGGCAAAAUCCUCCCCUGCGGACACUCGUGCGACAUGAUCUGCCACACGGGUCCGUGCGGGGUCUGUCGCCGCACCGUGCCCAUCAGCUGCCGCUGCGGACGCAACACGUUCAAGACCAUCUGCCACCAGGGAACGAUGGAGCCGCCGCAGUGCUUCCGCAUCUGCCGCGCGGGGCUGCACUGCGGCCGCCACGCGUGCACCGAACGAUGCUGCCCCGGGGAACAGAAGGCGCUCGAGCGCCAGGCCAUGCGGCGGAAGCUCAAGGCCCACCUGCGCCCCAGCGACGAAGACGUCGAAGCCGAGCACAUCUGCACCCGGGUGUGUGGGCGGAUGCUGAAAUGCGGACGCCACACAUGCCCGGAGAUCUGCCACAAGGGGCCCUGCAAUACCUGCCGGGAGGCGAUCUUCGAGGAGGUCCCCUGUAACUGCGGCCGGACGGUCCUCCACCCGCCGCUACCCUGUGGCACGCAGCCGCCGCCGUGCUCGUUCCCCUGCGAACGCCCAAAACCAUGCGGCCACCCCCAGACACCACACAACUGCCACUCCGACGACGAGCAGUGCCCCAAGUGCCCGUACUUGACAGAGAAAACUUGCCUGUGCGGCCGCCGGGCGCUGAAGAACCAGCCCUGCUGGCUAACCGAUGCACGAUGCGGGCAGAUCUGCGGCGAACUGCUCAAAUGCGGCUCGCACACCUGCCAGAAGAACUGCCACCGACCGGGCGACUGCGAGGACGCCUCGCGGCCGUGCCAGCAGCCCUGCGGCAAGACGAAGACCAUGUGCGGACACCCGUGCACAGAACCCUGCCACGCGCCAUACCCCUGCCCCGAGAAGACGCCCUGCCCGACCAAACUCACAGUAACAUGUCCUUGCGGUCGCCUCCGCCAGACGCGCCUCUGCGGCGCAGCCAAAGCCGUCGCCUCCAAAGGCCAACUCCAGCAACCCCCCCGCUCACCAGCCUCCACCCUACUCACCUGCGACGACGAAUGCGCGCGCCUCGAGCGCAACCGGUCCCUCGCAUCCGCCCUCGGCGUCGACAUCAACCCCGCAACAACCAUCGCGCAAAACAUAACCUCCAACAACCUCCCCUACUCCACCGAAACGCUCGACCUCUACCUGCAAGCGUCCUCCUCCUCCCCGCUCUCCGCCAUCCAAGCCUGCGAAACCAGCCUCCAAUCCCUCGCGCUCAACCCCACAACCCAACGCUCCGUCCGCUUCCAACCCGCCAAGUCCUCCCUCCGCGCCUUCACGCACUCCCUCGCCUCCGACUGGGGCUUCACCAGCGAAAGCUACGACCCCGAGCCCCACAGACACGUGUUCGUCCUCCGCCCAACAACAUGGACGCCCCCACCCUUCGGCACAGGGAACGGCACGACCACAAUCGGCAUCGGCGGCAUGAGCGUCUCCGAAUGCGUCAAGCUCCGCGAACGCGAACGCGUCAAAGAGCGAGACGCCCAGCGCGUCGCAGCAGCAGAAGCCAAAGCGCAGCGCGAGGCUGCCCGCGCCGCCCUCGGCGGUGACGGCGCCGGCGGAUGGGCGCAGGUGGCUGCCGCUUCGGGUAGAAGGGGUGGACCUAGCGGGAGUAGCAGUCGGAGCUCGACACCGCUUGCGCCGCCUACGCCGGCGUCUUUUGGUGGCGCGACGAUGUAUGCUGCGCUUAUGGGUGAUUCUGCGGCGGCGGGGGCCGCGGUGGGUGCACAGCGGAAGAAUAGGCUUGUGUUGAGGUCGGGUGUUGGUGCUGCUAGGCAGAUUUUGAAACCCGAACCUGUUGCUGAUAGUUGGGAGGAGGCGGAGGAGAAGGAGGAGGCGGAGGAGGAGAAGAAGGAAGAGGGCGAGGAGAAAGAAUUGGCGGAAGAAGAGAAGGAGAAGGCAAGGGAAGUUCCUGAUGAAGGUGAUAACUUACCUGCGCCUGUGCCUGUGCCUGUGCCUGUGCGUGAGGAUGUCGAUGUCGAUGCCGGCGCAGCAGGCGAGGGGUCUGGGGAAAAGACAUCCACUUAG